GCUGUAUUCACGAAAAGCUGUCUUCAAAACACACACACACACACAAAUUUAAUUAAACACGUGAUCUAAUUCGACAUCUUCAUCAAGAUAAAAAGAAGAAGAUAACAUUCAAGAGGUGUGCAUCACUGACUCCAUUUCCUUCCUUUGUUAACACACACUCAUCCAUUUUCUUAUUGUGUAGUCAGUGCCUGAAGGACAAAGACAACAACAUCAAGGACUGGUAUGUUUGCCUGAGACAUCUUGUCAAUCUGCAACCAGUUCAAGCUUGAAGUUAUUCAAACCGAGGAGAACAACAUGACUUCUCAGAACCAGACAUCUAUGAACUUAUUCAGUGUAAUGAAGCCUGUGACCAAGGAGCCUAAAGGUACACAGAUGACAAUCUUCUAUGCUGGGCAAGUUUAUGUGUUUGAUGAUUUUUCUGCUGACAGAGCCAAGGAGAUCAUGUCCUUGGCCACCAAAGGAAAAAACACUGAAAGCCAGAACAACUACCCUAAUAAGGGAAUUCAGAGACACCCUUCAUUUCCUGCUAGUUCUAGCAGGCCAUUUCCUUUUCAUGUGAAUAAUAUCAUGCCUAGCACUGCUAGCAAUUUGAUCCAAGAGCAAUCUCAAGCACCACCCACACCUAUUGUUGUUGAUCUUCCAAUGACUAGGAAAGCUUCACUUUACCGAUUCUUGGAGAAAAGGAAAGAUAGAAUUGCUGCCAGAGCACCAUACCAAGCAAGCAGUCCCAUGGCAAAAGCUAAUAAGACUGCUGAUGAAUCCAUGUCAUGGCUGGGUUUGGCACCUAAAUCACCACAAGACAAAUCUGAGAGUAGCUCCAGCUCUGUGUUAUUUUAAUAAUUCUUUGUUAGAGGGACUGGACCACUCUAUAUUUAUGUAUGAUGUAGCUCAGGCUUAUCAUUACCAUAAUUAAAAGCAAAGUUCUUUUGUGUUAGCUUAA
Lotus japonicus is the source of this 940-nucleotide messenger RNA. Its product is annotated as protein TIFY 10a-like. The record is from RefSeq and is a predicted model, not a curated record. The coding region runs from base 295 to 837 and encodes 180 amino acids. Gene Ontology annotation, cellular component: nucleus. Gene Ontology annotation, biological process: regulation of jasmonic acid mediated signaling pathway; regulation of defense response; response to wounding. NCBI's taxonomy places the organism in Eukaryota, Viridiplantae, Streptophyta, Magnoliopsida, Fabales, Fabaceae. The transcript is spliced from 4 exons.